AUGCCGACGCCCAGUCCCCCCGCGCUCCGUGUGGGCCUCGAGAUUGAAAACAUUGGCGAGCGCGUGGCCGCCUCCAAGAAGCGUCUGAGCUGGCGCUUCGUCUUCGACGGCUGCGAGGAGGUGCACACGGUCACGCUCGAGCACUCGCGCGUGACGGCCAAGAAGCGCGUCAAGCUCGACGGCAAGCGCAUCGGCGCGUCCGAGAGCUACGCCGGCGGCUGGACCUUUGACUUUUCCGUGCCCAGCCGGCCAAGCGUCCCGUUCCAGAUUGUCAUCAAGGACAUCAACCAGCUGAGCUUUGUCGAGCGAGCAAAGGCGAAAGCGAAUCUGACAGCCGACAACCUCUACGUGCUCUUGAUUGACCGCUGGGAGUGGGACUCGCUGCCCGAGCGCGAGCUCAAAUACGAGCGCUUUGUGAGCUCCAAGUGGAGCUCCAAGUCGUAUGCGCGGCGCGUGCAUUAUGCGAUCGAUUGCAACGAACACAAGGACGUGCGCGUCGCGUGGACGUUUACGUUUGGCCAAGACGGCCCGGUGCACCAGCUGCUCAUGGAAGACUGCGCCGACGGCAGCAAGAGCCUCGUGCUGGACCGCACGUCCAUCCGCCACGAAGAGGCGCCCAACGGGCCGCCGCCCACGCGUGGCAGCAACUGGCACGCGACCCACGAGAUGGGCGAGGACAAGCACGAGCUCGCGAUCAGCGUGUCCAAGAGCCAGGGCGAAAUCACGUACGUGCUGCACAUCAACGGCUCCAAGUGGGAAGAGAUGGCCGAGACCGAAUAUGUCCUCGAGCCCGGCUUCUAUCCCGUCUUCUCCAAGUCGACGGGCCGUGUCUACUACCGCAAUGACACGACCAAGCAAACGACGUGGACAAAGCCCUCGGUGCUGCGGAGCGACGUGAGCAAGCUGGCAUCGCCCGAAGCGCGCGACUCGAUUGCGGGCUGGUCGCUUUCGCCGCGCUCGAGUGCGCACAGCGGCGGCAUGAUGGACCUCAUGAGCUUCAACGAGGAUGGCACGGGCACGGCGACGUCAUCUCGGACGUCGUCGCUGACGUCGGCGGCCGACCUGCACGUCAAGAAGCCCGAGAUCAUCGACCUGUUGAGUUAG
Messenger RNA from Saprolegnia parasitica CBS 223.65, 1104 nucleotides. RefSeq lists its product as hypothetical. Bases 1 to 1104 code for a protein of 367 amino acids. Gene Ontology annotation, molecular function: protein binding. NCBI's taxonomy places the organism in Eukaryota, Oomycota, Saprolegniomycetes, Saprolegniales, Saprolegniaceae. The transcript has a single exon. The record is from RefSeq and is a predicted model, not a curated record.